GCGGCUGCCGCAGCAGCAGCAUGGGCACAGCCCGGCCUCUCGCCUCGCCCUCUCCCUGACAUUUAGACCAGGUGUUCACGAACAAAAUGCACAAAAUCCCGACUGGCCGGAAUAACUCAUGAAGAAGGGGCUGGAUCCGUGGGUCAGAGAACACAGGACCAGUGUGCCACCCCAAGGCCGAAGGCCUCCUCCAACACAGCCCUCCAAGCUCUGAGAACUCUCUGACACAUCUUGACCAUGAGAACGUGGCUGACUUUUGACAGGAUUCGUGCCACAGACCCAGCGGCCUUGAACUAGUCCAUGGAGGAGCCUCCAGAACUCCCAGCCAGGCAAGCCGUCCCCUCCAGGGGGAAGAGCGGCGUGGAAGAGGACGGCGGCUGCAGCAGGAGUGGACAUGAACGCUGGUUUCCAAAGAGAACAGCGUUUUAGUUUCGGUCACCGGAAGUGGUGCCUGCAGCAUAGAAGAGCGUCACUUCUCAUCCAAGACUGUUGAUCCCCAGCAGGGGGCCACAGGAGAGAAGAGGCCGGAAGGGAGCCGCCCCCAGCAUCCAGCGUGGCAUCUCUCGUGCCGGGACCAGGGAUGACUGGGCCAUGGACACAGACAUCGCCCACCUUCCACUGUUCGCAUAGCACACGGGGGACUCUUAGGGACCACUUGCCACUGCCAACUGCAACCACACGAUGGCAAUACUGACAUCCCACAUGGCGUGUUCCUGGCAGACAUGCAGGCAGGAAGUGCCGGUGCGUUUCCUGUCUGUGAAGUAGAGGGCCAUGCCUCACCAGUAUGACCUGCCCUGAGGUCACUUGCAGUCAGUGACACUUGCAAAAAAAAAUAAUAGAAUUCCCAAAGCCGUCUGGGGUUUGAUUUCCACAGCUCUCGGCCAAAGCUGGACACCUCCCUCUGGGACACCUGGAUUGCUCGUAAAUGCAGCCUGCCCGGACCCUCCCUGAAUAGCCUCUGAAAUCUCUCCGAAGGUCAUGGAUCCUGAACAAAGUGCUAAGGGCACCAAGAAGGCGGAGGGAAGUCCCCGGAAGCGGCUGACCAAAGGAGAGGCUGUGCAGCCCAGCGUCACUUCCGGCGUCCCAUACCCAGGCAGCGGCACCGCUGCCUCCCAGGAGAGCACGCCCCAGGAGCUCCUAGCCCCGCAGCCCUUCCCGGGCCCCUCCUCGGUCCUCCGGGAAGGCUCUCAGGAGAAAACGGGCCAGCAGCAGAAGCCCCCCAAGAGGCCGUCCGCUGAGGCCACAGUCCACAUCUCACAGCUUCCGCAGCACCCUCUGACACCAGCAUUCAUGUCGCCCGGCAAACCCGAGCACCUCCUGGAGGGGUCCACCUGGCAGCUGGUCGACCCCAUGAGACCCGGACCUUCAGGCUCCUUUGUGGCCCCUGGGCUCCACCCUCAGGGCCAGCUCCUGCCUCCUCACGCUCCCAUCAUCCCCGCUGAGGACCUGCCUGGCAUCCCCAAGGUCUUUGUGCCCCGGCCCUCCCAGGUCACCUUGAAGCCCACGGAAGAGGCACCCAAGAAGGAGAGGAAACCCCAGAAGCCGGGCAAGUACAUCUGCCAGUACUGCAGCCGGCCCUGCGCCAAGCCCAGCGUGCUCCAGAAGCACAUCCGCUCGCACACGGGCGAGAGGCCCUACCCCUGCGGCCCCUGCGGCUUCUCCUUCAAGACCAAGAGCAACCUCUACAAGCACAGGAAGUCCCACGCCCACCGCAUCAAAGCGGGCCUGGCCUCGGGCAUGGGCGGCGAGGUGUACCCGCCGGGGCUGGAGAUGGAGAGGCUCCCCGGGGAGGAGUUCGAGGAGCCCACCGAGGGAGAAAGCACAGACUCCGAAGAGGAGACGGGCACCGCGGCCAGUCACGCGGCCGAGCUCUCCCCCAGGCCCAAGCACCCGCUGCUCUCCAGCGGUGUGUACGGCUCCGGGAGCCACGGCUCUGGCCACGAACGCAGUUCCUUGUCCCAGUCCAGCUCGGCGCCGUCGCUCGAGGACCCCUCUGCGUUUGCGGAACCUUCCUCCGAGCACCCCCAGAGCCACAAACCUGAAGACACCCACACGAUUAAGCAGAAGCUGGCCCUCCGCCUAAGCGAGAGGAAGAAGGUGAUCGACGAGCAGGCCUUCCUGAGCCCGGGCAGCAAAGGCAGUACCGAGUCAGGCUAUUUCUCCCGUUCCGAGAGCGCCGAGCAGCAGGCCAGCCCCCCCAACACCAACGCCAAGUCCUACGCCGAGAUCAUCUUCGGCAAGUGCGGGCGCAUUGGGCAGAGGACCGCCAUGCUGACGGCCACCUCCACCCAGCCCCUCCUGCCCCUGUCCACCGAAGACAAGCCCAGCCUGGUACCACUCUCUGUGCCCCGGACGCAGGUGAUCGAACACAUCACAAAGCUCAUCACCAUCAACGAGGCCGUGGUAGACACGAGCGAGAUCGACAGCGUGAAGCCCAGGAGGAGCUCGCUCUCGAGGCGCAGCAGCAUGGAGUCCCCCAAGUCCAGCCUCUACCGGGAGCCCCUGCUGCCCCACGGCGAGAAACAAUCGCUGCUGAGCCUCCAGCACCCGCCCAGCACCACCCCCCCUGUGCCUCUCCUGAGAAGCCACUCAAUGCCUUCGGCCGCCUGCACUAUCAGCACCCCCCACCCCACCUUCCGAGGUAGCUACUCCUUCGAUGACCACGUCACCGACUCCGACACCCUGAGCCGCAGCAGUCAAGUGUUUACCUCCCACCCCCGGAUGCUGAAGCGCCAGCCGGCCAUCGAACUACCUUUGGGAGGCGAGUACAGUUCCGAGGAGGCCGGCCCAAGCAGCAAAGAGGCAGCCUCCAAACCCUCGGAGGAACUGGAGCCCAAGGAGAGCGAACUCAGCAAAAAGACCAAGAAAGGGCUGAAGACGAAAGGGGCCGUCUAUGAAUGUAACAUAUGUGGUGCUCGCUACAAGAAGAGGGACAACUACGAAGCCCACAAGAAAUACUACUGCUCAGAGCUGCAGAUCACCAAGCCCAGCUCUGUGGGUGCUCACCCGCCCCCCGAGGCCGACAAGGGCCAGGCAGAGCAUGAGCCGUGGUCCCAGAUGAUGCAUUAUAAACUGGGGACCACCCUGGAGCUCACGCCCCUGAGGAAGAGGAGAAAAGAGAAGAGCCUUGGGGACGAAGAAGAGCCACCUGCCUUCGAGUCGACAAAAAGUCAGUUGGGCAGUGCCGGGCCGUCGUCCGAGGCCGCUCGGAACCUUCCCCUGGAGUCCACCAAGUCACCAGCAGAACCAAGUAAAUCAGGCCCCCCCUCGGAGGGACCCCUGGGCUUCCAGCCAAGGACUCCCAAGCCAGGGCCCGGUGCGGAAUCAGGGAAGGAGAGGAGGACAACGUCCAAAGAGAUUUCCGUCAUCCAGCACACCAGCUCCUUUGAGAAGUCCGACUCCCUGGAGCAGCCCGGGGGCCCGGAGGGGGAAGAGAAGCCUCCGGCCCCGUUCUCCUCGCCCCCCGCCGCCUCGGCCCACACACGCCCGCCGCACUCGCUGCAGCCCAGGUUGGUCCGCCAGCCCAACAUUCAAGUUCCCGAGAUCCUGGUGACCGAGGAGCCUGACCGGCCCGACACGGAGCCCGAGCCGCCCCUGAAGGAACCCGAGAAGACCGAGGAGUUCCAGUGGCCCCAGCGCAGCCAGACGCUCGCCCAGCUCCCCGCCGAGAAGCUGCCGCCCAAGAAGAAGAGGCUGCGCCUGGCCGAGAUGGCCCAGUCCUCGGGCGAGUCCAGCUUCGAGUCGCCCGUGCCUCUGUCUCGCAGCCCCAGCCAGGAGAGCGGCGUCUCACUGAGCGGGUCCAGCCGCUCGGCCUCCUUCGAGAGGGAUGAGCACGGGAAAGCGGAGGCCCCUGGACCCUCCUCCGACACACGCCCCAAGCCCUUGGGCACCCACAUGCUGACUGUCCCCAGCCACCACCCACAUGCCCGAGAGAUGCGCAGGUCAGCCUCGGAGCAGAGCCCCAACGUGUCCCACUCUGCGCACAUGACCGAGACACGCAGCAAAUCGUUCGACUACGGCAGCUUGUCCUCCGCAGGCCCUGCCGCGCCGGGCCCCACCGCUCCCCCGGCCCCGGCAGCUCCUCCGGAGAGAAGGAAAUGCUUCCUGGUGCGACAGGCCUCUCUGAGCAGGCCUCCAGAAGCUGAGGCCGAGGCCGCCCCCAAGGGAAGACAGGAGAGUGAGGAAGCACAGCUGUCGCCCGGCAAACCUCCCACCAAAAGCUCGCUGCCCCAGAUCUCCUCGGCGGCGGGCCCCUCGCACAGCGGGCACUCCGGAGGCAAGGGCCAGGUGCAGGACCGGCCCCCAAGGGGCUCUCCUCCACCCUACACAGAGGCACUGCAGGUGCUGCACCACCCUGUGGCGCAGCUCCCCCUGCCGGAGAAACCGUACCUGCCCCCGCCCAUCUCCCUCUUCUCCUUCCAGCACCUCCUGCAGCACGAGCCGGGACAGUCUCCAGAGUUCUUCUCCACCCAGGCCAUGUCCAGCCUCCUCUCCUCGCCAUACUCCGUGCCCCCGCUUCCUCCCUCUCUGUUUCAAGCCCCGCCUCUUCCUCUCCAACCUACAGUUCUGCACCCAGGCCAGCUCCACCUCCCGCAGCUCAUGCCUCAUCCCGCCAGCAUCCCCUUCCGGCAGCCCCCUUCGUAUCUCCCCAUGCCAUACCCCUCCUCAUCAGCGCUCUCCCCGGGGUUCUUCCUGCCGCUGCAAUCCCAGUUUGCGCUUCAGCUCCCUGGCGAUGUGGAGAGCCACCUGCCCCUGAUCAAAACCAGCCUGGCCCCGCUGGCCACAGGAACCGCUGGCCCCUCCUCCAGCGCGGCGUACAGCAGCGACGUCCAGCUGCCCCCCGGGGCUCCCCCAGCCAGCUCCUCGGCACCCACAUCGGCCCCUCCGCUGGCCCUGCCCGCCUGUCCGGAUGCCAUGGUGUCCCUGGUUGUCCCCGUCCGCAUUCAGACCAACAUGCCAUCCUAUGGGAGCGCAACAUACACCACCCUCUCCCAGAUCUUGGUCGCCCAGUCCCCAGGCAGCACAGCCACAGCAGCUCUUGCCAAGUUUGAGGAGCCCCCGUCCACAGGGACAGCUGCACGUGGGGCGGAGGUGUAUGAGGUGGAGCCGGGACCGUCUGGGUUAAGUGACGAGCAGAGCAGAGGUUUCCCGACUCCAUACCUGAGAGUGCCCGUGACGUUGCCCGAAAGGAAGGACCCCUCCCUGUCGUCAGAGAGUGUCUUGAGCCUGGAGGGGAGCUCAUCCACUGCAGGGGGAAGCAAACGUGUCCUUUCCCCAGCUGGCAGCCUUGAACUCACCAUGGAAACCCAGCAGCAAAAAAGGGUGAAGGAGGAGGAGGCUUCCAAGGCAGACGAAAAACUGGAGUUGGUGAGACCGUGCAGCGUGGCGCUUCCCAGCCCCGAGGAUGGAAAGAGGCCAGAGAAACCCCACGUAGGCAGUCAGGGCCAGAGCAGGAGGGAGCUAGAAACAGUGUCCAGCCUGUCCUCAGAACCGUCUCACCCAAAGGAAGUUCCUCCUCUGCCCCACCCCGCAUUGCCUCCCGGGACAGACCCAGGCUCUGAAGCUCUGAGGGAAUGCGCCCAGCCAUCUGGCAGACCUCACCGAAGAGGGCUGCCCCCACUGGGCGUGAAGAAAGAAGACCCCAAGGAACAACCUGACCUCCCUCCCUUAGCACUUCCCAGCUCUCUGCCUCUGUCAGAAACGCCCCCCAGACCAGCCAAGCCGCAAGAAGGUAUGGACUCAAAGAAGGUACUGCAGUUCCCCAGCCUCCACACGACCACUAAUGUCAGUUGGUGCUAUUUAAACUACAUUAAGCCAAAUCACAUCCAGCAUGCAGAUAGGAGGUCCUCUGUUUACGCUGGUUGGUGCAUAAGUUUGUACAACCCCAACCUUCCGGGGGUUUCCACUAAAGCUGCUUUGUCCCUCCUGAGGUCUAAGCAGAAGGUGAGCAAAGAGACAUACACCAUGGCCACAGCUCCGCAUCCUGAGGCAGGAAGGCUUGUGCCAUCCAGCUCCCGCAAGCCCCGCAUGACAGAGGUUCACCUCCCGUCACUGGUGUCCCCGGAAGGCCAGAAAGAUAUAGCUAGAGUGGAGAAGGAAGACGAGACGCGAGGGAAGCUGGAGAAGGACGCUCCUGCCUCCAAGAGAGGGGAGCCGGCGAGGAUCAAAAUCUUCGAAGGAGGGUACAAAUCAAACGAAGAGUAUGUGUAUGUGCGAGGCCGCGGCCGAGGGAAGUAUGUUUGUGAGGAGUGUGGAAUUCGCUGCAAGAAGCCCAGCAUGCUGAAGAAACACAUCCGUACCCACACUGACGUCCGGCCCUAUGUGUGCAAGCACUGUCACUUUGCUUUUAAAACCAAAGGGAAUCUGACUAAGCACAUGAAGUCGAAAGCCCACAGCAAAAAGUGCCAAGAGACAGGGGUGCUGGAGGAGCUGGAAGCCGAAGAAGGAACCAGUGACGACCUGUUCCAGGACCCGGAAGGGCGCCAGGGCUCAGAGGCGGUAGAGGAACACCAGUUUUCAGACCUGGAGGGCUCGGAUUCCGACUCGGACCUGGACGACGAAGAGGACGAGGACGAGGAGGAGAGCCAGGACGAGGCGCCCGGGCCGUCCGCAGAGGCUGCCCCGCCCAGCCGGCCAGACUCCUCCCCGCUCCCCAGCCCUCAGCCCUCAGGUGCCAGCGCCGAGCUGCAGGCCGCGCCAGGCGGCUCCGUCUCGGAAGCUGAGCGCCCGACAGCCAGGACCUGCUGCUCCUGCAGCCAGAACACCCUGUGCCUCCCCCCGCCGGGACCGGCCCCCGCAGGCCCCGUGGAGAAGGACGCAGGCCCAGCCCCGAGCUCCAAGGCUGCAUCGCCCCGACGGCCGUGGUCCCCAAGCCGAGAACCAGGCAGCCGCCCACCGCUGGCCCGCAAACACUCACUAACCAAAAACAACUCGUCUCCGCAGCGACGCUCACCGGCCCGGGAGGCCCCGGCCCCAGCCUCGAGCCCACCUGGCCUCCAAACGGGCCCGCGAAGAGACACGGGCCCCCUCCCCUGCGGGUCUCCACGACUCCAGCUGUCUCCUCUCACCUUCCAUCCCCUGGGAAGAGAACCAACCCCUCGCGCACACCUGCCCCCCGAACUUGAGGGCACCCCAGGCCCGGGCCCCCUCCGACACUCACCCACCAGGAGAUGGUCUCCGGGCCAGGCAGCGUCCCCACCACAGCCGGUGCUGCCAGGGGAGUGGGCCUUGGCUGGGCCGGGCAGCCCCUCAGCGGGUGAGCAUGGCCCAGGCUCGAGGCCGGCCCCGCGGGUUCUCCUUCCGCCCGCGCCUCUACCUCACAAGCUCCUCGGCAGAAGCUCCGAGACCUGCGCCUCCACCUGGCAGAAGGCCGAGCCCCGAAGUCCGUCCUGCUCACCUGGCCCUGCUCACCCCUUCUGCUCCCGACCCUUCUCUGCCUCCCACGACUUCCGCGGCCACGUCCCAGCCCGGACGGAGGAGAACAUCUUCAGCCACCUGCCGCUGCACUCCCAGCACCUGACCCGCGCCCCGUGCCCCUUGAUCCCCAUUGGGGGGAUCCAGAUGGUGCAGGCCCGGCCGGGGCCCACGGUGGCCUGGGUCAGCGGCUUCUCAGGGGGUGGCAGCGACCUGACAGGGGCCCGGGAGGCCCAGGAGCGAAGCCGCUGGAGUCCCACCGAGAGCUCGCCGGCCUCCGUGUCCCCCGUGGCUAAGGUCUCCAAGUUCACCCUCUCCUCGGAGCUGGAGGGCAGGGAGGACCCCAGGGAGAGGGAGAGAGAACGGACAGGCGGGGGCCUGGGCAGACCUCCAGACUGGGAGCCCCAGGGGGCCGAGGCACCCCCAGAGCCCACGCCCAGGCACAGCUCCCACACCCCACCCGAGGCUUCAUCCCAGCCACCCCAGGGCCACUGGGCAGCACUGUCCCGGAGCCCCCGCUUGGAGUCACCACGCGCACCGGCCAAGCCCAAGGACCCAGCCACCCCGCCACUGGACCGCAGCAGCUCCAUGGGCUGCCUGGCCGAGGCCUCCGCUUGCUCCCCAGCUCGGAGGAGGAGGAACCUCUCCGGGGAACCCAGGACCAGGCAGGGCUCCCCCGAGCCCUCAGGAAGUGGGGAGCCCAGGGCGCCUCCACCACAGCCCGAGGACAGGGGCCCGCCGAGCCCUUAGUCUCUGUGUGGCCGCCCCAGCGUGCGGCUCCCAGCGGCAGGCAACGGAUCUCUGCAGCCAGCCCCUCGACUCACGGCGCCCACCGUCCCUCUGCCCUGACUGUCCGUCCAUCUGUCCAUCCGUCCGUGCUGCUUCUGCCCGCGAGCCCGUCUGUCCUACCUUCCCAUGUCUGCAGUUACCUGUGCCUUUUCUACACCUUUUGUUGCUUGAAAGGAAACAAAACCAAUCACACACAUGCAUAGACCCC
Molecule: messenger RNA, 8410 nt
Organism: Lepus europaeus (European hare)
Lineage: Eukaryota; Metazoa; Chordata; Mammalia; Lagomorpha; Leporidae
Gene: HIVEP3
Product: HIVEP zinc finger 3
Exons: 10
Coding region: 979-8163 (2394 amino acids)
Biological process (GO): regulation of transcription by RNA polymerase II
Cellular component (GO): nucleus
Molecular function (GO): RNA polymerase II cis-regulatory region sequence-specific DNA binding; DNA-binding transcription factor activity, RNA polymerase II-specific
Source: RefSeq, a predicted model, not a curated record